This is a messenger RNA of Aspergillus glaucus CBS 516.65, 1839 nucleotides long. Its product is annotated as CENP-N/CHL4 family protein. Bases 69 to 1466 code for a protein of 465 amino acids. The transcript has a single exon. Lineage: Eukaryota; Fungi; Ascomycota; Eurotiomycetes; Eurotiales; Aspergillaceae. The record is from RefSeq and is a predicted model, not a curated record. Gene Ontology annotation, biological process: CENP-A containing chromatin assembly; chromosome segregation.
CGCAGUUCCCAAUUAUCACAACAAGCCUGAAAAAUGCAAUAAGCCCGCGACUCUGGAUUAAUCGAACAAUGGCGCGUCCAAAAUCCAUCCGCGCUCCCACCACAGCCAGCCUCCCCAGCACCCUCCGCAUCCCCUCAACCAGCCCAUCAGUAUCCAAAUCAUUCAACAAACUCUCCCGCCAAGCUCUCCUCGAUCUCGUCUUCCAAUGGCUGGACGAUAACAACGUGGACUCCUUCCCGCCGUAUCUCGAGCGCGACCAGAUUGAAAACACGGACCCGGACGAUGAAGAGACCAGCCCGUACCCGGCCGAGCAGACGAUCGACGACGUCCGCAAUGCAUACCAAGACCUGCAGGACCGGAAGGGUGGGAAACGCGAGGUGAUUGAUCGUAUGCUUGAGGGCGAUUGGAGACAUGGGAUUACGUUACGGCAAUUGGCGAUGGUGGAUAUUUGUUAUAUGGAGGAUCAUCCGGCUAGUUUGCGAUGGACGGCGUUGGAACUUGCUCGUCUUGACGGGGUAGAGGAUGACCAAACGAGUGAUCUAUCAGCGUGUUUACCGCGUGUGCAUGCGUCGACUUUUCUGAAGAACCUGCAGCAAUUAAUCGCGCCGCUCGUGAAAGCGCAUUACCACCUCGCGCGAUCAGCUUCGCUACCUCUUACGUUUUUGCGCAUUCUAGUCACCAAUUCGCCCUACCAGUAUCCACGCCAACAACCUGAAUCACUCAUGGAUUCAUCGAGGGUAAUAUACAUCGCCUUCCCAGACAGCUGUCCGUAUAUAUACACAUCCAUUUCAUCAACCAGUUCCAAAACCAGCACCUCCGCGACCACCGCCGUCGGAACAGAUACCAGAAGUCUACAGCGCAUUGUCCGAGACGCUAUUCCCAAAGCCCUCUCUCGUCCUCAGGAGCGGUAUACCCUGAAAGCAACAUCCCUCUCAGCAAAGAGUCUCCAAACCCUACUCUCCCUCCGAGGCCCGAGUAGAUCAAACGCAGCAAACGGCGCAUUCAGCAUUUUUGCCGAUGCAGUCGUCGAAGGAAGCCCCUUGGACCCUCGACCAGCCAACACAGUCACACCGGAGGAAUAUAUGAACCGCAGCGACGAAAAAGAAAACAGACGAACCGAAGACGAAGAUACCAAGAAUACAGAUACCCAUGCGCCCAAAAAGCGCAAACUCGCCGUCCAUUCCCGCUUCGGUACCACUGGCUCCCUCUCAUCAGCACCCCUGGAUCGUUUCGAUGUUCGAUUACUCGAUUCCCCAAGUGGCCGCGAUAACCAAGAACCCUCUGAAGAUUCCCAGCCAACUCUAUCACUCACUUUCGCCGGCAACGAUGUCAUAUCUGGGAUUCGCAAACUCGCGGAACUAGGUAUCGUCGAUGCAGAACGUAUGCCGUCUUGGAUGACCGGUGAAGAGGGUGUUAGUGUCGCCGUUGUCCAUCAAGGGAAACGGGUAGCGAAGGAUAGUGGAUGAUUGAGUUAGGCUGGGGUAUCAUAUUUCUCAUUGUUUUAUCUUUGCGUCCCGAGAGGGUUCAUGAAUAGAGAGCAGAAGCAACAUCAAGGCCGUUACGCUUUGCUGGACGCGAUCGCGUCCCAUCCCGCGUCGUCUCGGGGUGAUGGACAGGCCAGGGCUCAACGCAGGACUGUCAAUCUACGGUUUAACUACGUUGGCCUGCGAUGCUGUGAAGCCGCACCAUCACUUCCUUUGGAAUGCACACCGGAGCUCAAUCGGGCCCUUUUACUCUACUUGAUCGAAUGGUUCGUCUUGUUGAAACUCAAUAGAAUAAGCAUUAAAGUGAAACUAGCGAAAUGGGUAUAUAGCAAUUCACAAUCUAGAAUAAUCCACC